AUGGGACUUUCUCUGUCUUCGCUGUUCAACCGUCUCUUUGGUAAAAGGAAUAUGAGGAUAUUGAUGGUGGGUCUAGAUGCUGCUGGCAAAACAACAAUAUUGUACAAACUGAAGCUGGGAGAGAUAGUCACCACUAUACCAACAAUAGGUUUUAAUGUGGAGUCUGUGGAAUACAAGAACAUCAGUUUUACUGUGUGGGAUGUUGGUGGCCAGGACAAGAUCAGACCAUUGUGGAGGCAUUACUUCCAAAACACUCAGGGCCUCAUCUUUGUUGUGGACAGCAAUGAUAGGGAGCGAAUUAACGAGGCCAGAGAUGAACUCCAGAAAAUGCUUCAAGAAGACGAGCUCAGGGAUGCCCUUGUCCUAGUGUUUGCCAACAAACAGGAUCUACCCAAUGCCAUGUCCUGUGCAGAUAUCACAACAGCACUAGGACUUCAGAACAUGAGAAACAGAAAGUGGUACAUCCAAGGAGCAACAGCCACCCAAGGCACAGGUCUCUACGAAGGGCUGGACUGGCUGUCGUCUGAGCUCAGCAAGUGA
Molecule: messenger RNA, 540 nt
Organism: Candidula unifasciata
Lineage: Eukaryota; Metazoa; Mollusca; Gastropoda; Stylommatophora; Geomitridae
Source: the annotation of a GenBank genome assembly